AUGGCACCUAUUGUCCCACACUGGCACCGGCCGUCCCAUCCGGAUAUUCAAGAAGUUGUCGAGAACCCUGCUGAGUACACUACCAAGAGCAUUUCGCGUGUGACGCUACCGCCCUUUUCAGUAUUUGCCAAAUUCGACUUUCCUCCUUGCACGACUGCCUCCGAGCCUACCUAUGCUACUGUCCAGACCGGCCGUGACACCCAUCUGAACCUCAACAGCGAUCUGCUCUAUAUCAAUCACUCUUGCGAGCCAACAUUGUUUUUUGACGUAGGCAACUUCAACGUCUUAGUCGGCCCCAAGGGCUUAAAACCCGGCGAUGAACUGAGCUUCUUCUACCCUUCAACGGAAUGGUCCAUGGCCCAGCCUUUUGACUGCCUCUGCGGCGCUUCCACCUGCCGAGGCCGCAUUUCCGGCGCCCGCGACAUGACGGAAGCCCAGCUCGACGGCGUUUGGCUCAAUGGCCACAUCAUCCAGCUCCGUGCUGAGCAGCAGGCAGGGCGCCAGUCUCAGGACCCCACGGCUGCCAUUCUGCAAGGCGCUGUCGCUCACGCUGAGCAGGCUCUUGUGGCAGCCCGUCUUGCAGCCCGUUCUUACUCGGGCUCAUCUGAGAAUGGCACCAAAGGAACUAAUGGUAUUGCUCACAAGGCUGUCCAGCACAGAAUUGUUGCAUAG
Molecule: messenger RNA, 672 nt
Organism: Clonostachys byssicola
Lineage: Eukaryota; Fungi; Ascomycota; Sordariomycetes; Hypocreales; Bionectriaceae
Source: the annotation of a GenBank genome assembly